This is a messenger RNA of Helobdella robusta, 2118 nucleotides long. RefSeq lists its product as hypothetical. The record is from RefSeq and is a predicted model, not a curated record. The coding region runs from base 1 to 2118 and encodes 705 amino acids. Lineage: Eukaryota; Metazoa; Annelida; Clitellata; Rhynchobdellida; Glossiphoniidae. The transcript has 17 exons.
AUGAAGAAAGGAAAAGAAUGUUACUGUGUGGAUCGGGUGAUGUUCCGUGUCUCCAGCCAGCUCUGCAACCGGAAGUGCAAAAAUGGGAAGGAUGCAUGUGGGGGUGGUGGAACCUAUCAUUCUGUCUACUCAAUCAAGCGAUGCAUGUUAGCCUGCUUAGAGAUGAAAGCUCUGUUUGCAUACAUAAGUGGAGAGAAGUGCCAGUGCGAUUUCACGGACAAAGAAAAUUGUCUUGCUUCAGCCGGAACCAUGAUGACGUCAUCCAAAAUUUCAGGGAUGUGCGAUAAUUGUGUGGUGAGGUAUCAUGCCAGUGUGGACAGCGUGCAGUUGAAUCAGGGCCUAUCAUCAUUUCGUCACUGCGCACUGCUUGGAGCAACAGACGGGAAGAAAUUCAAGCGAGAUGCUGAAGAUAGAAAGAAUGUAAAAAAGAAGAAAAGAAAGAGUGAAGAUGAUGGAGAAAAUGAUAGAGGAAGUGAGAGGAGUUUGAAAUAUUGGGGGGAAUGUGAAGGAGUUUUGGUCCGGGCUCUAGACGGUCGAGUGGGAGAUGUCAAGCUGGUCUUGAGGGAAGCCCAGAUGGAUGCAAUGUGGGUGGUCGUCGAUUUAGAGGGGCAGUUCAUCGUGGAAAGGGUCGUCAUCUACGACGCUUCCCAGAUGCCAGUUAUCUCAGUGGGUCUCAACAAAUCCCUCCAUGUUCCUCCAAAGAAAUCUUUCCUGUCUGGUUCUUACGAACUAUGCGACAGUUACCAUGAAAGCAGAAACUGUCCUGAAAAUCGCGUCGAGAUGCACUGCUACGAUAAAACGUAUGCGGCAAGAUACGUCAUCAUCAUGAGAGAUGAUGAUGACGAUGGUGAAAAUGAUGAGGAUGAAGAUGAAGAUGAGGAUGGAGAUGGUGUUGGUGGUGUCGGUGAAAUAAAUAGGAGUAUGGUCUUCAGUGAAAUCGAAGGCAAAACCACAUGUUUCUGUGGCACUGACGCCGACCAAAUGACGUCAUCCCAAUUUUGUCACAUGACCUGUCGUCAUAGCAACCAUUUGUGCGGGGGUGACGACUAUUAUGCCGUUUAUUCAGGUUUUAUACCAAGAGCUAAGCAGAACCACACGCAAUGUGCUUGUGGUAGCUUACUGGACUUCAAGGACCAGCUGCCUAUCAAUAUGUGCCCGUUAAAAUCUUGGAGCAUAUACAGCAUUGAGCCCGGCACUCUAAUGCACUUCCAACUGAACCGGAGGGAUGAAAAGAAUGUAGAAAAUUCUACAAAAGAAAUGAAUGAAGAAAAAAAAAUAAAAGAAACAAAUGAUGGAAAGAAUGAAAGAAUAAAUGAAUUAGGAGGUCUGUGUUUUUCCGGGUGGUCUGGCCCAAUGUGUGACGUCAGAGAUUGUAAGCAAAACAACGGAAAUUGUGAUUUGAAUUCAAGUUGUGUAAAAGUGAAAUCCGACGGUGACGUCACUGUUGAAUGUCAGAGCCAUUUUGGACACGUGAUCACGAAAAAGAAAAAUGCAUUCGAACCCACAACAAAAUCGACUCUCCUGAACACGGAUCAGACGGAUCAGAGCUACCACUUCCUGUUGCAUCACAAGGAUGCAAUUAUCCUCGGCUUUUCUCUGGCUGCUAUUCUUGUGGCCGUCGUCAUCAUGGCAACUGUGGUCGUCGUUAGCGACAGGAAGAAGAAGAAGGCGGAAGAGAGGAGGAGGAAGAUGAUAAUGUGGAUGGUUCUGAGGAGGAGGGCUAGGAAGAUGACCGGUGCACACUACAUCCACUCGUACGUUGCAAAGGUAGAAGUAAUCAAUAAAACGCAAGCAUGGAGAUCCUUCCUCGCUCCACAGCCUAUGCCGACACUCAACGUAUCAGAGUUCUUGUUGUUCUUGUGCUGGAUAAUCGGUGAUCGGUUCCCGCGUCGUAUGACCCCAUUUCAACCGGAUGACCCCUCGAUAAGUUACCGCAGGGAGCAAGGUCUCAAGGCCAUGGCCGGGUUCGAUUACAAAGGUCAAGUUUCAGAAGUGGUCGUGGUGGUCCUGUCGUUCUGUUUGCCGCCCGCUGUUGGGCGUGCCUCGUCUGCCACCUCUUCAUACCCACCCGUAGAAUGUUCAGAUUCAUUGGUAGCCACUGAUGAAAUGAAUGAAUGA